AUGGCCGCUACCGUCGUCGUGUUCGUCGUUGCGAGCCUAUAUAUCGCCACGGUGCUAAGCGCGCUCCUCAAGCCGCGACAGUACACAACCAUCGAGACCGACGUCGCGUACGACGGCCACAAUGCGUCGGUGGUUAGGACGCUCGACGGCUGCAUGGGCCUCGGUACGAGCAACGCCACGUGCACCAUCAAGGACUCGGUCGGCGUCCGCCGUCACGACGCGGCGCUCGCCAUUGUCCCUGCGACGAUCCCCGCGCGCCAUCACCGUUCGCUUUGGAAGCUCUGA
Saprolegnia parasitica CBS 223.65 is the source of this 285-nucleotide messenger RNA. RefSeq lists its product as hypothetical. The record is from RefSeq and is a predicted model, not a curated record. The transcript is spliced from 2 exons. NCBI's taxonomy places the organism in Eukaryota, Oomycota, Saprolegniomycetes, Saprolegniales, Saprolegniaceae. The coding region runs from base 1 to 285 and encodes 94 amino acids.